AUGGCUACUAUUACUGCUACUCGCUCUUUCGACUACUUGGUGCUUGGUGCUGGCUCGGGUGGUAUUGCUUCUGCCAGGCGUGCUGCUUCCUAUGGUGCUAAAGUUGCCAUUGUUGAAAAUGGCAGAUAUGGUGGAACUUGUGUCAAUGUUGGUUGUGUACCCAAAAAGGUCAUGUGGAAUGCUGCCGAUGUGGCCGAGACUCUUCAUAACGCUUCUUGCUAUGGAUUUGAUGUCUCGUCCAACGCUCCUUUUUCAUGGUCUACCUUUAAACAAAAGCGAGAUGAAUAUGUCAAGCGUCUUAAUGGAAUUUAUACCAGCAAUCUCGAAAAAAGUGGAAUUGACAUGAUCAAUGGUACUGCAAGCUUUGUAGAUAGCCACAAUGUUAGCGUAAAUGGGGAGAUUAUCCAUGGAAAACAUAUUCUGAUUGCUACGGGCAGUCGCGCUUGGAUUCCGUCAUUUGAAGGGGCUCAAGAGCACGGUAUGACUAGCGAUGGUUUUUUUGAACUCGACUUUUUACCAAAAAAAGUUGCAAUUGUUGGCGCAGGUUAUAUUGCUGUUGAGCUGGCAGGAAUUUUUCAGACUCUCGGUGCCCAAGUAUCUCUAUACAUUCGUCAAAACGAGUUUCUUCGUUCAUUCGAUAAAAUUAUUCAGGAGGGAGUCAUGGACCAGUACAAGAAAAUAGGAGUCAAUAUUGUUCCUACCUCUGCUGUGACCAAAGUUGAGAAUCUUGCUACACCAGGAGAAAAACACAAAAACCUUAAGCUGACCGUCAUAAAUAAGGAUACGCUGGAUACUACUAUACAUGAGGGUGCGCAAGCACUGAUCUGGGCAGUAGGACGGAAUGCCAAUGUCGAAAGUCUUAAUUUAGCUACCAGCAUCCCUCAAAUUAAGCUCAACGACAAGGGAUUCAUUGUUGUCGAUGAGUUCCAGAAUACAGAUGCAGAGGGUGUUUACGCUCUUGGGGAUGUGUGUGGAAAGGAGAUGCUUACGCCUGUGGCAAUUGCUGCUGGUAGAAAGUUAUCUGAUCGUCUUUUUGGUGGAAAGCCAGAAUCUAAAUUGGACUAUACAAAUAUUCCUUCAAUUAUUUUUUCGCACCCUACAAGUGGAUCUAUUGGCUUAACUGAAGUUGCAGCCGUGGCCAAGUAUGGCGCUGAAAAGAUCAAAGUAUAUCAGUCCAAGUUUACCAACAUGUAUUACUCGGUGCUGGUUCAAAAACAAGCCACACAUUACAAAUUAGUCUGCCUUUUGCCUACUGAGCAGAUUGUUGGCAUGCAUCUGUUUGGUCGUGGAUCUGAUGAAAUGCUGCAAGGAUUUGCUGUGGCGGUGAAGAUGGGUGCUACCAAGUCUGAUUUUGACAAUACUGUUGCAAUUCAUCCAACGGCUUCCGAAGAGCUUGUAACUAUGCGUUAAACUGUAGCCUAGAUUGUUGUAACUGGCUAUUUCAAAUUGAAUACUUGGUGUAUUUUUUUAUAGGAAAAAAGGGAUAUUCAACCAAGACAAUCACUGCAAGAUGGAUACAAGUUUCAUUUUACAUGAAUACAGUUAUAAAAUCUUGAUCCAACAUAAUUACAACUCC
Batrachochytrium dendrobatidis JAM81 is the source of this 1576-nucleotide messenger RNA. Its product is annotated as glutathione-disulfide reductase GLR1. Gene Ontology annotation, cellular component: mitochondrion; cytosol. Gene Ontology annotation, molecular function: flavin adenine dinucleotide binding; NADP binding; glutathione-disulfide reductase (NADPH) activity. The transcript has 5 exons. NCBI's taxonomy places the organism in Eukaryota, Fungi, Chytridiomycota, Chytridiomycetes, Rhizophydiales. The record is from RefSeq and is a predicted model, not a curated record. Bases 1 to 1410 code for a protein of 469 amino acids. Gene Ontology annotation, biological process: glutathione metabolic process; cell redox homeostasis; cellular response to oxidative stress.